UAGACCAGUGUUGUAAAAUUUCAUAUUGAAUAAAUGUUUGGCAAGGCCCUUGUAAAUAUUUGUUUAUUUUACCGGUCCACAGCCAAUGAGCCGCCACCGGAGGUGCCUCUCUACCCCGUAUGUGUGUCAAUACCCCUUGACAAUUGAUUUGUACGGUUGCGAAAGGAGCGGACUGAACUGGAGGGAUAAUGGCCGGCAGGGAAACCCAGAUGCAGGCGUUCCACUCGCGCUGCGGUCGCUCCAUACGGCUCUACAAUGCCAAUCGGUCGGCGCAGCGCUCCAUGCGGGACUUCAGUCAUGCCCUGGUGUUCAGCGCCCUUCCCCUGGAGGACGACGAACUCUUCGAGGUGGUCAUUGAGAAGAAGAACACCUCCUGGGGCGGCAGCAUCGAGAUUGGGGUCACCGCCGAGUCGCCGGACGACCUGGAACUGGUGGCCUGUGCCACCGCCAUGCGAAAUGGAACCUGGGUCAUGUCCGGAAUCGAUGUGCGAAAGGACGGGCGUCGACUGUUCGAGUUCUACGGCACAGAUCUGGAGACCCUGAACGAAAACGAUCGUGUGGGAGUCAUGCGCACCUCUGGAAACGACCUGGUCUUCUAUGUCAAUGGGGAAUCGCAGGGUGUGGCGGCCAAGAACAUGCCGAAGCCGCUGUGGGCUCUUGUCGAUCUCUAUGGGCGCUGUGUGCAGGUUUCAAUGUUUCCCCGUGACUCGAAUGGCGCUGGAGAGUUAUUGGACUCCCCGAUUCAACAGCCCCUGCAACAGGAAGUCCAGAACUUGGACGUCGCUAUCAACCCGUUACUUGCCGACGGUUGGCUCCACGGCUCCGGUACUGGUGGACACAUUUCCAAUACACAGGUCACCUCCACCGUUUCGGGGCCCGCUUCUGGCUCGGAUUACUACGACAUCAACGAUCGAAUGCGUUUCCAUACCCGCUGUGGCUCGCUGGUUAAACUUUCGCCGAAUUUUCGGUCCGCCGAACGCCGCCGUCCCCUGGACGAGUUCAACAACGGGGUGGUGAUGACCCAUCGGCCGUUGCGGGACAACGAGCUCUUCGAGAUCCGCAUCGACAAGCUGGUGGACAAGUGGUCGGGGUCUAUCGAAGUGGGCGUCACCACGCACAAUCCCACGGUGCUGCACUUUCCAGCCACGAUGACCAACAUGCGUUCGGGCACAACCAUGAUGUCCGGCUGCGGGAUCUUGACGAACGGAAAGGGAACCCGCCGUCAGUAUGGGGAGUUCAACCUGGAUGAGUUGCGGGAAGGAGAUCGCGUGGGGAUGAUGCGCAAGGCGAACGGAAAUCUGCACUAUUACAUUAACGGCCAGGAUCAGGGAGUGGCGGCUACCAGAGUGGCGUCCACUUUGUGGGGCGUUAUCGAUCUCUACGGCAUGACCAUUAAAGUCACCAUCGUCGAUCGCGACGAGCGGGAGCAGCAGAAUCUGGUUACGCGGCGCAACAACAUUGUGGCGGGUAUGAGCGUCUGCGGAGGAGCUUCCCAACAUUCCCAGCAACAUCCGGUCCAUUCGGGCACUCCGACCCUGAGUCUCCUGAGUCCAGAGAGCGAGAUGAAUGUCGCCGGAGCAACGGGCGGCCUGAGCGAGACCAUAUCCAGUACUCGGGCCACAGCUAGGAAUGAUGAUCGCUUGACUUUCCAUCACAUAUGCGGCACUCAUGCCACUGUUACCCAGAGCGGUCGCACGGCACUGCGACCGAACGCUGCUGAUGACUUCAACAAUGGCGUUGUGCUCACACGCCGGCCUCUGCGGCCAAACGAACUGUUCCAGGUGCGGCUGGAGCGUGUGGUUACCAAGUGGGCGGGCUCCGUUGAAAUGGGCGUCACUACGCAUAGCGCCGACGACCUGGACUUUCCAUUCACCAUGACCAAUGUCCGAUCUGGAACCUGGAUGAUGACUGGGAACGGAGUCAUGCAGAACGGAGUAACAGUUAUUGAGCAAUACGGCCAAAAUCUGGACAGGCUGCAGGUGGGAGAUCGGGUGGGUGUUGUGCGCAAGGACGACGGCACGCUGCACUUUUGGGUGAACGGAGUGGAUCAGGGUCCGGCGGCCAGCAAUGUGCCGGAACGAGUGUUCGGCGUAAUCGAUUUGUACGGCCAGGCGGCCCAGGCGAGCAUCGUGGACACCUCGGAAUGUGGAAGUCCGGACACCGGUAACUCUACCAUUUCGAACACUACCUUAUACAGCGAGGUUCCGCUGCGAUUCCACAGCAUUCACGGCGCCAAUGCUGGCAUCUCGAACAGCGGGCUUACCGCUUCGCGGCCCAACUCCCUGGCGGAAUUCAACGACGCCAUAGUGUUCAGUAAUCGGCCGUUGCGGCAGCGGGAGCUCUUCGAAGUGGAGCUAGAGACGAUGGUGCGACACUGGUCGGGCAAUAUUGAAAUCGGAGUGACGGGAACUCGGCCAGAAGACAUUCAGUUGGCGCCGAACGCCACCGAUCUAGAAGCAAAUGAUACCAUCAUUCUCUGCGGUCCCAUGAUCUUUCACAAUCGCAAGACCAUACGCACUAACAUCCUAUUGGACCUAGACACCCUGGGACCCAGCACACGAGUGGGUGUGAUGCGAAACGGCGACUUUAUCCACUUUUUUGUGGACGGCAUGGAUCAGGGCCCGGCCUGUGAGUGCCAUGCGCCAAAUAUUUGGGCCAUCAUUGAUCUGUACGGCCAGUGCGCCCAGGUCAGUCUCACGCAGACGCAGGUGGACAUUCGGGCGCCAUAUGCCACCAGCGAGAACUCGCAGAGCUGCCAGGCCACCUCGGUGAUCCAGCAUCCGGCGAUGGAAACGAAGCACCGCUGGACGUGCGUGUCGGGUAAUGUUAGUCUCACCAAGGACUGGACAGAAGCCUCCCGUUUCACAGGAGUAGCCGCUCCACUGUCUCACUGCCUUGUCUUCUCCGAGCAUCCGCUCAGCGUCGGGUCGCCAUUCGAGAUCAAGUUGACUUCAAUUAAUCCCAUGUUUGCAGGCUGCCUUAGCAUUGGGGUAACGGAUCUGAACCUGAGCGAUGAAAAUGUACGCAAGAAGCUGCCGACCACUUUGCGACGGAUCCCAGCCAACGUUUGGUACGUGAGUGGGAGCGAGGUGCGCUACAACACGAGCUGCCUGCAGAGAUCGCUGGCAUCGCUUGAGUGGCUGCGGGUGGACGAUCGCAUAACCUUGGAGCGGGUGGAGAACUCCCUCAACAUACUGCUGAACUCGGAGAACGUGAACAUCCAGUUCCACAAUGUACCCAACGAUGUGUACGUGGUGGCCGAGCUGUGCGGCUCUACGAUGGGCAUCCAGGUGAUCUCCGCCCAGGGACCAGCCUCGCCGCUGCGCCCCUGUAGCUUGCGGUUGCAGGAUUCCAUGGACUUUGGAAUGGAUCCACUAAAUAAACAGGAUAGCUCAAUGCUGGAGUCCAUAGAUUCGGAGGCUCAGAACUACGAGUUUGUGGACAUCUCGCAAAAGAACGCGAGACUCAGCGAGGACCGCAGAAGUGUGGCCAGGGUGAAGUCCUACAACCAGUCCAUCGUCUGCCUGAAUAAGCCGCUCUGCAAGGGCGACAGCAUCAGCAUUAAAGUUGAUGCACUCAACAGCAAGUGGAAGGGCACUCUCGGGCUGGGCGUCUUGUCGGCAUGUCCGCAAACUGCUCCCAUUUCGUUGCUGGACUGCAAGCGAAGCUGCUGGCUGGCUACCCACGACUAUGUGAACAUCAACGGGCAAGUUAUGGCUUCCAAGUACGGCGAGGUGCUGGACCAGAUCCAGGUGGGCACGGUUAUUACCGUCACCCUGACGCACGCUGGCAUGCUGAUCAUCAUGGUUGGCUCCACGAAUCUGGAGGAUCUGGGCAGCGGCCUUCCCAAUCACGUCUAUCCUGUGUUCGAUGUGUACGGCAAGUGCGAGAAAAUCACAUUGAUCACGGGCAGCGAUGCCGCCCGAACAGGCAAUGCCAAUGGCACGCCUAUUUUGGAGGCUCCUGAGGCCCUGGAGCUGGACAAUGGAAUGCCGCAGCAGUGCGAAAAAGCCCAUCUGGAGAUGCAUGAGAAAGAGAAGGACACGGAACAGGCUUGCGAGUUCGGCAGAGAUGGUCCCUCCACCUCCUCUGCUCCCUCAAAUGCCAUGACCCGCUCUGUUAUGGAGAGCGUCUCGGAGAACUUGCUGCUAAACAUCUCCAUCAAAAACCGCACCCUGGAACAACAACGAAACGAACUAGGAGGGUCAUCGUCGACUUGUUGCCUUCGCGAAUCCCUCCAGCUGCAGCACAACACGAACUUAAAUAUUCAGCGUAGCCAGAGCACUCAGCGAUUCCAGAAUUCUCUGAACACGUCGACAACGGCGGUGGGGGGACCUAGUGGCUCCAACACCUCCAACGUUCAGCACUUGAGUAACUCGGGGGUCUACGACACCAACAAGGAAUACGACGAGCUGCCCCAUGCACCGAUCCCAUCGGGAAACUCUGUGGAUGAAGCCCAAGACGGAACAAUUUCCGCAACGAACGAGCAAAGCGAGAACAACGCGGAGGCGUUAGAUGAUGCAAGGGACAUGUCCAGCGAAUCAGUUGGCAGGGAUAAUGUCCUAGAGGACGACGAGAUCGACUACAUGAACCACCUGCUGCUGCUGCAGCAGCUCCAGCAGAACGAGUACACACGCCAUCACCUGAUGCCUGACCAUCCGUCGAUUCUCAAUCUCGACCUGCCCUCGCUUAACUCGUUGGAGUCCGAUUCCAACUCGAAUGCGAACUCGGCUGGGCCAGUGCGCUGCUCGACGGAGCAAAAUGAUUGCGAGUAUUUGCGCCAGGUGCGACGCUUCUGCGCUUCUCUCGUCCUGCCUCAGGCCUUCUUCGACAGUCGAUUGGAGCCGGUGUGCUUCUGCCCGAAGUGCAGUGGUCCCAGCAACGGAGACAAGCUCGAGGGCUGGGUAUACUUUAAACUUAACCAGCAAACCGUAAAUGCACUGAGUACCUCAACAACAUCCUCGUCGGCGGGUGUUUCCACGGGGGUUUCAUCGUCGGCGGCUCCUCAAGUCCAUUUCGAUCUCAACGGUGAUUGGCUGCCAUUCUACUACAUGACUCGGGUCGACAAGAUCCGGGCAAUCCUUGAUCGUGGCCAGCCACUUCCUUUAGAAUCCGAUCCGGAUGAGGAGCCGGUGGCUGCGGCGUUUAAGGAUGAGCCAGGAACCCGUCUGGAGUUGUACUACUCGCCGAAUGCCACUGUUAUUGAGCCAGUCUUGCCACAGCACCACUUCGCAUCCGAGCAGGGUCUGCACCGCAUCUCAACGUCGUUUGAGGUAUACGUCCGGCGGCAGUCGAUUUCUGGUGUAACAACCGGCAAGGCCGCCGCAGAGGCCAAGCGGCGCAGCCUGGGUACUGUCACUGCCAACGAGAAUGAUAGUGUUGGCGGUGGAACAAACCAGGAUGCGGUGGGCGCCACUUCCUCUUCCGGAGGAACAGCCCCAAACGAGUCGUCGGUCCAUCUGCUAAACGAUCUCUGUUGGUUCACAAAAGAGGCCGGCGCCUGUAUAAUCAACGCAUUGAUUAUCAAACUGGAUAGGAUGGACGACCAGGAAUCUCAUUGAGCACGCUAGUCAUGGCCUUUUGUUAGCCUAUACACCCGCUUCCAGCACGAUUAUCCUAAUCCCCACAUUCAAAUCACGCUAAAAAGCUACCCACACCAAAUCGCAUUCGCAUUCCCCUUUGUAAACGAGUUUGUAUUGUAUUUUAAGCGCCAAUAAAGUAACCGCAAAGUUAA
This is a messenger RNA of Drosophila ananassae, 5734 nucleotides long. RefSeq names its product neuralized-like protein 4 (gene Neurl4). Bases 189 to 5561 code for a protein of 1790 amino acids. Lineage: Eukaryota; Metazoa; Arthropoda; Insecta; Diptera; Drosophilidae. The transcript has 10 exons. The record is from RefSeq and is a predicted model, not a curated record.